Molecule: messenger RNA, 2721 nt
Organism: Drosophila biarmipes
Lineage: Eukaryota; Metazoa; Arthropoda; Insecta; Diptera; Drosophilidae
Exons: 8
Coding region: 1-2502 (833 amino acids)
Source: RefSeq, a predicted model, not a curated record
AUGUCCAACCAACUGUUUUUCCUGAGCUUGGCGGACAUCUUCUCGGUGUAUCCGGCCAUCUUCAAGGAACAGAGCAAGAAGCUGAAGAAGACCAAGCAGAUCUACCUGCCCAGCGAUGAGGAAUGGCAGUACAAGAUGUACUACAUGCUGCUGGAGAUCCAGCGCCAUGUGAACGACUCCUCCGAUGAUACCAUAUCCCUGCACGACAUCAACAAGAAGGAGAAGCCCAUGUUCGAUCCUAUGAGGAUUACCAAGAUCAUAUCGCCUGGUGUCAGUCCCAGUGGACGUCGGAGCAGGGCCCUGAAGUACUGCCAUUCCACCACCGUCAGGGUUAAGUUGAAGGCCGGAGCACGCUGGUCCUUGCCCACCAUUGCCAAUGCUGCCAAACUUCUCCGCAAGCCACCGAUUCUGGUGGAUUUUCAGAAUGAGCAUGAUAUGAGGUUGGCCUUCUCCUUAAUAUAUGAUGUCUUUCGAUACAAGGUUGUGAUGUCAAAUGCCUUGAGUGACGUCUGCUUCUUUGAGAGACAUCCUGAGUACAAAAACGACGAACAACGUAUUUGGUUGAUGCUCUUCGAGCUCUACGAUCGUCAGUUCAAGGGUCGCAACUCCGAGGAAAAGGAUCUGCAGGCCAGACUUUACAAGGAGUCCGAAGUUACAGAACUCGCGGAAGUCCUUUGGCAACAUCGCAUUCGAUUGGCAGCCUCGAUUUCCCGCAUGAGGAUUCAGGUGGGAGCUCUCCGUCUCUCACAACUCCUUCCCAUCCAUCUCCAGAACGAGAAAGUGGCCAUUGCAGCUGCCAAUCCUGUGGUCACCGGUUGGAUUAAUCCCUUCUUAGUGAGAAAUAAAGAAGAGGCGGACAAGAUCCUUACCGAAAUGGGCUUCACUGUCCACGGGCCGGACGAUGAGGAGCAACUCAUGGUGCAGCACUGCAAAUGGGACAAUAUAUGUCCUUUGGUCAUAUCCUGUAUUCCCAAGGACCGCAGUGAAUUCACCAAGUCGGUGCUAAUGACUAAGCAUUACUUCAUAAUGCAGGACAAGAACUUCACCUUUGGACCGGCCAUUAUGUCCAAGUUGAUGGACUACUUCGAGCUGGAUGGCGAUAUAUUGCAGACGCACAUAGGCUCGCCACGAUCCACGGCUUACUUGGCAGCUCUCUUCUACUCCAUCAAUCGGGUGAACAACUUCUAUGUCUACGGAGCCGGGGCCAAUCUCAAGGAGUACCGUCGCUACAUGGAGUCCAUUGGGGUGAACAAUAUCCGACUGUUUGGCGAUGCCUUCACCUCGUUUCCCAUGGAAUCGAAUCGAUUUCGAACGGUGGUGGGAAUUUUCGCCACUCCCCCGAACUCCUUCAGCGCCAUCUCGGAUCCCAUCGACUUGAUUUGCUCGAGGGGCGGAGAUCUGAGUAUGCUGGAGGUGCUCACCGAGUCGGAGGUCAGCGACGAGGGUCGCCAGCGGGUGGCCAUGAUCUUGGAGGAGCAGCUGCUGACCCUCACCAUGUCGAUGUCGCGACCCCAGGUGCAGUUCGUCCUCUAUCAGACGCACUCCAUCGUGGGCACUGAGAACGAGGACAUGGUGCAGCAUGUCCUGGAACUGAUCAAUAAGUUGGCCCUGGAGAAGCAUCGCAACGCGUACAGGGAGCAGAAGCGCCUGGAGGCCAUAGCCGAGGCGGAGGCGGCCAAUAUUCCCUCGGCCGCCAUGACCAAGGAUUCGCCCAGGAAGAAGGACAAGCCCGCGGCACAACCGGAAGUUCCUGCUCCAGGCACGCCGGCUUCCGCGGCUCCUCCCCUGCCCAGAGUGGAGAGCAUAGACCUGAUAGUAACCCCCGACAUCGAUGAGUUUGUGCAGGACACAGUGCCGGAUAUAUGCAUCAACCAGGAUAAUUGCAUCAAGCAGCAGGUCACGGGUAGCUACCUGUCCCUAGUGCGGAGGAAAACUUUGACUCAUUUGAAUGAAAAGUAUCUGAUUCGGCGGGCGGAGCAGCGCGGACUCUUUGGCAAGCCGGAAAAGGACACCAAGGACAAGGCGCGACCCAAGGCGGUGAAGCUGCAGGAACAGCAAUCGGAGCCGGCGCCCCAGGACAUGGGCUACGACCAGAGGAACUCCGGCCACCGAUCCAGUGCCCAGCAAAUCCUCCAGCGUCUGCAGCGCUCGACCAGCGCCAGUGCGAUCCGUUCGCACCUGACCAAGGUGUCAUCCACGUACCGCCGACCCAUCGCCUUCAACUUUAUUCGGCGCGAGUGCAAGCGGUUCUACGUUCUGCCCGUCUAUAUGCACAGCACCAAGCAGAGCAUUCGAUUAUGGUGGCAAUAUGCCUUCAAGUGCGUCACUCCCGCCGCCUCGGCCGGUGCCGUUUGGAAUCCGAAUCUCAAAUUUAGGCUCUACUGCAGCCGGCAGCUGCGCAUCCGAAAACUGAGACGUGGUCCGUGGUCCAGGAGGCAGCCACUCCGGUUGCAUAUCAAUGACAUCAAGCUGUUGUGCCAGGUGCGCAGGCGAAGUAAAUAAACGAACUGUGGAUUGUUUAUCAGGCCCUAUAAGCAGGGUCUAGACGUAAUUCCAUUAAAGCGAAACAUGGGGUCCAUAGAAAUUCCACAGAAAACUCUGUUGAAAUUCAUACUUUGAAAUCUUGCCGCCUUUUGGGGGCAUUGCCAUCCAUGGCAACUUUAUCGAUAAAUCAAUUCCAGUGUUGAAUAAGGAAAUAGGAAAACUUUUAAAAAAGUUUUU